AUGGACUCUGACGACGAAGACUACCAUCUAGAUCAACUCUUCACGAUGCAACACGAUUACAAAGCAGACCUGACUGGGGCUAUCUCCUCAAUCCGCAGAAGUGGGAAAUACAGCGACUUGACGAUCUUGUGUGGCGAAAAAUCCUUCCCGGUUCACAAGGCGAUUGUGUGUUCGCAAUCAGGCUUUUUUGAUAAAGCGUGUGGCUCGGGAUUCUCUGAAUCGUUCUCCGGCAAGGUCGAGCUUCAGGAUCAUCAGCUGGUAGUUCAGGCGAUGGUCGAUUACCUCUACACUGGUCAUUACCAGCCCUCUCGGUUUGGCGACUAUCCACCCUCGGCUCUGCCUCAUAACGCGGGGGAGCUAGACGCCCAAGAACGGUUUUGGCACCAGGAUGUCUGGAUGGAUAUCAAUCUCUACGUCCUCGCAGACCGUCUCCUGAUUGGAGGGCUGAAGCAGCUGUCCCAGAGAAACUUCAAGGCCAAUAUGCAGUGCCUGCCAUCUGCUAACGCAUCCAAAUCUGAUAGAUUAUACCAUAUCGUCUCGCUGAUUUACGAACCAGCUCUCUCCCCCGACGUCGCUUUGCGAGAUGUGGUGGCUAACGUGGUUGUUGAUGAGCUCAGGAGCUAUCAUGGUGCAGUGCUUAAUAAAUUGAUGGAGAAGAUGCCCAAGUUCAUGUACGACUUCACGGUCAAGUUGGUGAAGCAGCAUGUUGACCUUACUAUCACUGGUAAUGCUUCUGGAUGGUCUAUUAGUCCGAACGAUUGGUAUUAG
Aspergillus wentii DTO 134E9 is the source of this 768-nucleotide messenger RNA. RefSeq names its product BTB/POZ domain-containing protein. The record is from RefSeq and is a predicted model, not a curated record. NCBI's taxonomy places the organism in Eukaryota, Fungi, Ascomycota, Eurotiomycetes, Eurotiales, Aspergillaceae. The coding region runs from base 1 to 768 and encodes 255 amino acids. Gene Ontology annotation, molecular function: protein binding. The transcript has 4 exons.